Messenger RNA from Linum tenue, 4637 nucleotides. The record is from the annotation of a GenBank genome assembly. Lineage: Eukaryota; Viridiplantae; Streptophyta; Magnoliopsida; Malpighiales; Linaceae.
GUCCAUCUAGAUCCAGUUUAAUGGAAUUAUGAAAGAUCUGAAUCCUGGAGAUUUUGUCAAUGAAAACUUUGCAGCGAAUUACAACCCCAGUUUGUAUAUCAGUAGCAUAAACUGCAGUCUCCUUCCGACCACUAAAGGGGGCAAUGGAGCUCAACAUCGCGCUUGUCGAGCAGUGGCUACUUGCAUUAUAUUCAGGUACAACAGAGAGUAUAUCACGAUGAUCCCAUGACCAUUUGAAGCAGCCGUCGUAUCCUUGAAGCCGGUAAUCCACAGAGUACGUCAUCUUAGGAGGGAGCAGUAUGUUGACAUCACCAAUGUGAGGGCCGGAGCUGGCCAUCGGCGACGGCGACCAGGAUGACGCUGUCUCCGCCGCAAUGAUAAGCAAGGAAACUAUCCAGAGUGAACUUCCGAGCAUCUUGAAGGGCAUGACGCUGUCGCAUCUACUAGUAGCUAUGCCGGAGAGUGAAGCAGUGGACGGACGAGGGAGCAAAGAAGGUGGAGGGAAGAAGGAAGACAUGGCGGGAUACUAUAAAACCUAAGGCCUGGGUUUUAGCAUUUUUAAUUUCCUUGAGGCGAGAGAGAGAGAAAGGAAAGUUCAAAGUUAAAUCGGAGAAAAAGGGAAGAAGGAAAAGGAGGGGAAAGUGGAAACUACAAAGACACUAAUAACUCGCCAAAAUAUCACGCAAUAAUGCGAUAUUUUACUCAUAUCUCCAAUAUUGCUGAUACCACCUCCUCCGUGCUUUCGCCACCAUUUUUCUUGGCGAAGUAAGCCCCUGAUCGGCGCAAGCCAACGGCAUGGUUUCCCGCUGCCCUUUUCUGUCUGGCCCGGAUGCUCCGUUAGCCAGUUAAAACCCGGCGGGUUGCCCGGUGCCGGUUGAAACCAAGCAUCGAAGGUUGCUCCAGCAUCCCCUGCAAAAGAAGCACAAGUUGACAAAAUCUCGAGUCAUCGGCCUUAUCCAUCAAAAGAACGGCAAUUUUCUAUUCCAAUAAUAGACAGCGACUAACUGGACUCCUUUAUUCCCUCACUGAAACCUAUUGCCAUGGCGUGAAUUGCUGUGUAUAUAUACCUCCGUCAGUCUACUUCUUCUACUGCAGCCGCCGUGUGUGUAUUUCUCGAUGGAGAAGAAGAUUGAACUUAGAAUGAGGCCAUGGUUGUUCUCCGCUGCUCUUUUUUGCACGAUUCUGCUAUCGAUUCCAUGCGGGGAAUCCAAAUUCAUGGUGUACAACACUUCGCAAGGAAUAGUUCCUGGGAAGCUUAAUGUUCACCUGGUUCCCCAUACCCACGACGAUGUUGGGUGGUUGAAGACCGUUGACCAGUACUAUGUUGGCUCCAACAAUUCCAUCCAGGGUGCCUGCGUGCAGAACGUUUUGGAUUCUCUGAUUCCGGCAUUGCUGGCUGACAAGAAUCGCAAGUUCAUCUACGUUGAAAUCGCAUUUUUCGAAAGAUGGUGGAACGAGCAGAGUGAAACAAUGAAGCACGUAGUCAAGCAGCUUGUGUCGUCGGGGCAGCUAGAAUUCAUAAAUGGGGGAAUGUGCAUGCAUGAUGAGGCGGUGACCCAUUACAUUGACAUGGUUGACCAAACGACUCUUGGACACAGGUUCAUCAAAAGGGAAUUUGGUGUGACACCAAGGAUUGGUUGGCAAAUCGACCCUUUUGGACAUUCUGCAGUCCAGGCAUACUUGCUGGGAGCUGAGGUUGGUUUCGACUCCUUUUUCUUUGGCCGGAUAGAUUACCAGGACAGGGAAAAACGUAAGGGUGAGAAGAGUCUCGAAACGGUGUGGCAGGGUUCCAAGAGUCUUCCUGCAUCAAAGAUUUUUGCUGGUGCAUUCCCAACAAACUAUGAGCCUCCACCUGGUGAUUUCUACUUUGAAGUUAAUGAUCCCUCCCCUGUAGUUCAGGAUGACAUCAAUUUGUUUGAUUAUAAUGUUCCGGAUCGAGUAAAUGACUUCGUUGCUGCUGCCAUAUGGCAGGCGAACAUUACUCGAGGAAACCAUGUUAUGUUUACUAUGGGAACAGAUUUCAAGUAUCAGUAUGCAAACUCUUGGUUUCGCCAGAUGGACAAGCUGAUUCACUAUGUGAACAUGGAUGGACGUGUAAAUGUUCUCUACUCUACCCCAUCCAUAUAUACUGAUGCCAAGCAUUCUGCAAAUGAGGCAUGGCCACUAAAGACCGAAGACUUUUUCCCCUAUGCAGACCGUGCAAAUGGUUUCUGGACAGGAUACUUUACGAGUCGACCAGCCUUGAAACGCUAUGUCAGAGUGAUGAGUGGCUAUUACUUGGCUGCAAGGCAACUAGAGUUUUUCAAUGGAAAGAGUAAGCUUGGUCCUAAGACCGACUUAUUGGCAGAUGCACUAGCAAUUGCCCAGCAUCAUGAUGCUGUUGCUGGGACAGAAAAGCAACAUGUAGCUAAUGAUUAUGCCACACGGCUUGCAAUUGGGUACAAAGAGGCAGAAAAGGUAGUUGCAACUUCACUCAGUUGCUUGUUCGAAUCCCAGUCUCGUACAGGAUGUCAGAGCCCAACCAUUAAAUUUGAAGAGCUUGACUUAAAAAAUAAAAAAUCUGCAUGCUUGAUAGUUGAUACACUUGCUAUACUACAGUCUUAUGUUCCUUUUUUCAUUCCUCCCUCAUCCUCCAUGCAGUGCCCCCUUCUGAAUAUAAGUUACUGCCCUGCGGCCGAGAACACCCCUCUUGGAAAGAAGUUGGUGGUUGUUGUCUACAAUUCUCUUGGUUGGUUAAGAGAUGAAGUGAUCAACAUACCGGUUACUAACGAUAACGUAAUUGUGCGUAAUCCCGAGGGAAAAGAAGUGGAAGCUCAACUCAUUCCUGUGGUGGAUGCCUAUCUAAGCUUGAGGAACUUCCAUGUUCAGGCAUACCUUGGUACAAAACCAGCAAAAACACCUAAAUAUUGGCUUGCAUUCAGGGUCUCUGUCCCACCUUUUGGUUUCAGCACAUACACAAUCUCCGACGCCAAAAUUGCAGGUGCUCACUCAACUAAUCCAUCUGUAUACAAAUCCAAAAGAAGCCUGAAAUCUGCAACUGAAGUGGGGCAGGGAAAUUUGAAACUCAGUCGUUCAGCUUUUGGUGGGAAGCCAACUAGUUACACUAAUAGUAGGAACUCAGUGAAGGAGCAGGUCUAUCAGACCUUUAGUUUCUACGGUGGAUAUAAUGGAACCAACGACAAAAGCCCUCAAAAUGGCGGGGCAUACAUCUUUCGACCAAAUGGGACAUAUCCCUUAGAACCUGAAAAGCAGGUUCCGCUGGCCGUCAUUCGUGGGCCGGUGGUAGAGGAAAUUCACGAACAGAUCAAUCAAUGGAUAUAUCAGGUUACGAGACUAUACAAAGGAAGUGAGCAUGUUGAAGUGGAGUUUAUAGUCGGCCCGGUACCCAUUGAUGAUGGAAUCGGGAAAGAAGUUGUAACUCAGAUAACAACUUCCAUGAAAACCAAUGGAACAUUCUACACAGACUCAAAUGGACGUGACUUUAUCACAUCAAGCAAACUGAAUGAAUUUCCUCCACAGAUUCGUGAUUAUAGAACAGAUUGGAACCUGGAAGUGACUGAACCAGUUGCUGGAAAUUAUUAUCCGCUUAAUCUUGGAAUUUAUGCCAAAGACGACAAAAAAGAACUUUCAGUUCUUGUGGAUCGAGCUCUUGGAGGAGGUAGCAUAAAGGACGGACAAAUAGAACUGCUACUCCAUAGGAGACUUCUACUCGAUGAUUCCAGAGGUGUUGAUGAGGCACUUAAUGAAACAGUUUGUGUUCAUAACAAGUGCAUGGGAUUAACGAUCCAAGGAAAAUACUAUUACCGAAUCGACCCCGUAGGAGAAGGUGCUAAGUGGCGCCGAUCAUUUGGCCAGCAGAUAUAUUCACCUUUGCUGCUAGCCUUUGCAGAAGAGGAUGGAGAUAAGUCCACAAACUCUCACGUAGCCACCUUUUCGGGCUUUGCUCCCUCCUACAGUUUACCUGAUAAUGUUGCUGUCAUAACCCUCCAGGAACUAGAUGAUGGGAAGGUGCUUCUUCGAUUAGCCCAUCUAUACGAGGUUGGAGAGGACAAGGAUCUUUCAGUCAAGACAACUGUAGAACUAAUGAAAUUAUUCCCGGGAAAGAAGAUAGGGCAGGUGGUCGAAACGAGCUUGUCUGCCAACCAAGAAAGGUCGGAGAUGGAGAAGAGGAGGCUUGUGUGGAAAGCGGAGGGAUCAUCAUCAGAUGAAACAGCGAGAAGGGGCAGGCCAAUCGAUUAUACGAAGCUGGAGGUGGAGUUGCUGCCGAUGGAAAUUCGAACGUUUCUCAUAGACAUGGUUGCCGAUACCCUGAAGGCCACGGUUCUAUGAAGUGUUUAGAUUGUGGAGAAGUUGAGAGAGAUGAAAUGAGAGGGCUUUCUUGUGACAUGAUACGGAUUCAAUCAAUCCACCUGUAUUUUAUGGCUUAGCUUCAGCAGAAAACGGAGAGAAAAAAUAAAAUUUGUCUGCUUUGAUCUCUGCCUUACGUUUGCAACAAAAGAGAAGAGGAGAGAACAUAGGCUCUAGUAAGAAUGAGAACCCAGUGGUGGCUAGCAUUUCGAAACGUUUCGAGGUGUCAAAACUAAAAACGAAUGUGAGAAAUUGUCGCGAUAUACUGUCUGAAAUGUGAAUAAGGAAUA